GUGAAUUUGGGACUAUCAUCGAUCGUAAAGACUUGGCUGAAUUACUCGAGGGUGAUUCUGUGGAUAUGUGUAUCAUUCAAUCCUUUGCAUUGUGUGCCUUAGCUAAAUUGAAUGAUUUGCAACGUGAUGAUGUUGUAUUUUUGUGCCCCUUAUUGUGCUCUUAUGGUUCUUAUCAACUUGACAAGAAGGGCACAAUAACAUAUAUGAAACAAUCUUUGUGUGCGACAUUUGGAAAAAGAAUGAUCUUGCUUCCAUAUAAUGAAGGAUUUCAUUGGAUUUUGAUAGUUAUUUGCCCCUCGGUUAAUAAAGGCUAUAUCUUCAAUUCAAUCCCAAGCUUUUCUAAUAUCAGCAUUCAGAAAGAUCUAGCAUUAGUAUACAGAGUUGCUUCCGCAAGAAAUGGUGAUGGAAAGCCAAUCACAUGACAUAAUGUUAAGGUAAAUUCAUCAAUAACUUAUUUCAAUCACCAUUAACUUUGAUACAUAUAUUUUGUAAAUUUGUAUUUCAAAAAAGUGUGCCAGACAAAACGGAAACACAGAAUGCGGAUAUUAUACCAUGCGAUACAUAUGGGAAGUGAUUUCGUAUGUUGAUAGCUUUGAUAUUGGAAAGGUAUAUCAUUAUUUAUUCUUAUUUUUUAUCUAAAUAUUUGUAGGAUUGGUAUGAUUUUUCUUGGAUGUACUCUUAAAUAUGUAAAAGUUGUUUACAUUGAUUAUAUAUGUCGGAAUUUUUAUAUUAGCAAUUACGACAUGUUUAU
Molecule: messenger RNA, 751 nt
Organism: Cuscuta europaea
Lineage: Eukaryota; Viridiplantae; Streptophyta; Magnoliopsida; Solanales; Convolvulaceae
Source: the annotation of a GenBank genome assembly